Adelges cooleyi (spruce gall adelgid) is the source of this 1789-nucleotide messenger RNA. It is a transcript of the gene SerRS, whose product is annotated as serine--tRNA ligase, cytoplasmic. The record is from RefSeq and is a predicted model, not a curated record. Gene Ontology annotation, molecular function: serine-tRNA ligase activity; tRNA binding; ATP binding. Bases 153 to 1637 code for a protein of 494 amino acids. Gene Ontology annotation, cellular component: cytosol. The transcript has a single exon. Gene Ontology annotation, biological process: seryl-tRNA aminoacylation. Lineage: Eukaryota; Metazoa; Arthropoda; Insecta; Hemiptera; Adelgidae.
CGUCCUGCUUUGUUGGUUAUGUUUGAUUAUCGUGGCCUGUGGCCGAGGGCUAAUAAAUAAUACUUUUUUUUUGAAAGUUGGACACGUCGUAAGCAAUUGGUUUUGUCCAAAAACAUACAUUUAUCGACUGUACUUAUAACUUACUGUCCGCGAUGGUGCUCGAUUUAGAUUUGUUCCGAACGGAAAAGGGCGGAAACCCUGAAAAAAUCCGCGAAAACCAAAAAAAGCGAUUCAAGGAUCCAACUUUGGUGGACAAAGUCGUGGAAGCUGACAGUAAGUGGCGGCAGUUAAGGUUUAAAGCGGAUAAUUUUAAUAAAUUAAAAAACCUGUGUAGUAAAACUAUCGGCGAGAAAAUUAAAUCGAAAGAACCGCAGGCUGACAAGAGUACCGAAAUUGCGACCGAUUUCGAUUUAGACACGGUAAAUGUAGAUUUAUUAAAACCACUUUCCGUUGAACAAAUUAAGAAAAUCAGGCUUCUCAUUGACAGCGCCCUCACUCAAAAUGACAAGGAUUUGCUAGAAGUCGAGAAGACUAGAAACGAUUCUUUCAAGGAAAUAAGCAAUUUCGUACACGAGUCUGUUCCAAUUGAUAACGACGAGGACAACAAUGCCGUGGUCGCUCUUGUUGGGGAUUGUACGGUCAAAAAGAAGUAUUCUCACGUAGAUUUAAUACACAUGAUCGAUGGCGUAGAGAGUGAUGCUGGCGCCACUGUAUCGGGUGCCCGAGGUUAUUAUUUAAAAGGCCCGGCUGUAUUUUUACAAACGGCACUCGUACAAGAAGCUCUUCGUCGGUGGGACGAUAAAGGAUACAAACCAUUGUAUACACCAUUUUUCAUGCGAAAAGAAAUUAUGCAAGAAGUUGCACAACUUGCACAGUUUGAUGAAGAACUGUACAAAGUAAUUGGUAAGGGAAGUGAAAAAGUCGGGGAAGGUGAAACAGAUGAAAAAUAUCUAAUUGCCACAUCCGAACAACCCAUCGCAGCUCUCCAUCGCGACCAAUGGCUUCCAGAAGCGAGUCUUCCUAUCCGCUACGUUGGAGUAUCUACAUGUUUCCGACAAGAAGUGGGAUCUCACGGAAGAGAUACUCGAGGUAUAUUCAGAGUACAUCAGUUCGAAAAAGUUGAACAGUUUGUUUUGGCAUCGCCGUUUGAUGACCAGUCCUGGACGUUGUUCGAUGAAAUGAUUAACAACUCCAGACAAUUUUAUGAUGAUCUAGGAAUAUCUUACAGAGUUGUGAAUAUUGUAUCGGGUGCAUUAAACAACGCUGCAGCUAAAAAACUAGAUUUGGAAGCGUGGUUCCCUGGAUCCGGCGCUUUUCGAGAAUUAGUGUCGUGCAGCAAUUGCCUUGAUUAUCAAGCAAGAAGGCUAUUGGUACGAUAUGGACAAACUAAAAAAAUGAACGAAAAAGUAGAUUAUGUACACAUGUUGAACGCAACAGCAUGUGCUACAACAAGAGUGAUUUGUGCAAUUUUGGAAACUUACCAAACAGAAACUGGAAUUAAGGUUCCUGAAUUGUUGAAAAAAUACUUGCCUUCGAAAUAUCAAGACGAAAUACCUUUUGUUAAAGCCGCACCUAUUGAUGAGGAAGAGACGAAAAAGCAGAAAAAACAAAAAGAUGGAAUGAAAAAUAAAAAAUGAAUAUAUUUCCUUUUUAUUGUAAAUAUAUUUUUUUACUUAAAUAUUUCUAUUAUGGUUAAAAAAUUUGUAAUGUAUUUUUGGUUAUGAAAAGUAUAACAUACAUAAUUUAUUGAUCUUUCAUUGGAUAAGUAAAAUUACAUAUUUUGGUUAAA